Molecule: messenger RNA, 1245 nt
Organism: Grus americana (Whooping crane)
Lineage: Eukaryota; Metazoa; Chordata; Aves; Gruiformes; Gruidae
Gene: SPATA2L
Product: spermatogenesis associated 2 like
Exons: 2
Coding region: 1-1245 (414 amino acids)
Cellular component (GO): cytoplasm
Source: RefSeq, a predicted model, not a curated record
AUGUGCGCGGGCUCGGCGCUGCGGCAGGAGUACGGGCAGGAGUACGGGCAGGAGUACCGGCAGGAGUACCGGCGCUGCCUGGAGCGGGAGUUCCGUCGAGGCCGCGCCGGGGCCUGCUCCGACCCCUCCUUCGGGGAGCGGCUGCGGCAGCGGCUGCGGUUGGAGCCGGCGCUGCUGGGGGCCCUGCAGGAGGACGGCCCCGGGCUGCUGAGCCGCGGGCUGCGGGGCCGCCCCGACCCGGGGCCGGCGCUGCGGGGCCUGGCCAGCGCCUUCCGGCUGCUGGAGCUGGCGGCCGUCAACCUCUACCUCUUCCCCUGGCGGAAGGAGUUCGGCACCGUCCAGACCUUCUCUGGUGCGUACGUGCACUUGCUGCGCCCGGCACUCCCCGAAGCCGACUUGGUGAGGAUCUUCAGCCGGCUGGGCUACGAACGGCGUGACCGGCACUGCCUGGCCAUCUCCCGACCGCCCCCGGGGCCCGAGCUGGCCGCCGCCGCCUGCGGCUUCUUCGCCUGCCGGCUGGAGUGCGAGAUCCUGGCGGAGGUGAUGCUGCGGCUGCAGCCGCGCCAGCUGCGUGCCGAGGACCUGCUGGAGGCACGUUGGCUGGCCGGGGACGCGGACACCUGCGCGGAGAUCCUGCAGCAGCGGGGGACGCAGCGUGAGGCAGCUGCCAACUGUGGUGACACCGUGGAUCUCUACCAGGAGAUGCUGGCCGGUUCUGAGGACCCAGGGGGAGAGGACGCAGCCCGCGCAGCGCUGUGGAGGGACCCUGGCAGCCCACGGGGCGCUCAGGACGUGCCCGGGAGGGGCUGGGACCGCUGCGGAGAUGGCGAGCUUGGGCAGGAGCCAAUGCCCUCCACAGGCACCCCUGACCCGGACACCUCUUCCUCCUCUUGCCUCUUCCUGGAGCAGGAGCUCGGUGGGGCCAGCAGCCCGCUCUCCGCCCUGGCCACAGGUAGCAUAAGCCCCCCGGUACCAGUGGAGCCCCAGGAUUUGGCCCCCCCAGUCCUCCAGGAAGCCCCCGAGCUGCCCUGCUACCAGCUGCACUCCUGCCUGCGCCGGGGCACGCUGCCCUCCUACUGCUGCACCACCUGCCAGCAGCUCCACGCCGGCGCCUGCGUGGUCGGGCAGGCCUGCCGCACCCGCCACAGCGGACAGGAGCUGCGCAGCGAGAGGCAGCGGCGGCUCUGGCUGCAGCGGACGGAGGUGGACAUGCUGCUGGCCGAUGGCUCCGGGCCCUGGGCCUAG